AUGAAACUCUUUCUCCUUUGUUUUUUGGCUACGGUAUCAGCGUUUCCACAGAAUGUGAUUGAUGAUGUUCAUGUGUUAGAGGAUUGUGCCUUCCCAAACAACACUGACACCAAGUUUCAUACCUACAACUGUGAUGAUAGUAAGUUUUUGAAGUACAUAUUAAAUUAUUGUUGGGUGUGGGACGGCAUGGCAGAGUAGGGUAAAGUAGCGCAGUGUAAAGUUUGGUAGGGUUGGGAAGGGCAGGGCAGGGUAGGGUAUGGUAGAAGGAAUAUACUUUUUACAUUUUUAGAUGUACAGAUCCAAGUAAUUGACGCUGUUGUGUUAAACCGGGACACUCAACAAGAGAUCUACCCAGUUGAUGUUAAGGUACCUUUGCUUAUCAAGCUGAGGUCGAAAAACAAUGGUGAUCCGGUAAGUUUUUCUUAUAAUUAUAACCAUUAUUAAUAUUUUUAAAUAUUUUUUGAGUAUUAUAUAUAUUUUUAAAUCAACAUAAAUACGUUAAAAUACGAUUAAAUUGAUUAAAAAAUACGAAUUAAUUGCAGAUUACUUCAAACAAAGUUGAUGUUGAGUUGGCCGAGUUCAGUAAGAGCUGGGUGACGAGGAAGUGCCAAUGGAACAGUGUACCCACUUUUGGAUUGUUGUAAGUUUUUGUAGCGGUAACAGUAUUAUAAACCGACAAAUGUAUAGCAAUAUUAAUUCACUUACUAGCAAUUGCUGUAGUAUAAAAUAGCAAUUUCUGUAGUAUAAUUAAAUUUUUUUACUGUGUACAUUACGAUACUUUGCCUCGGGCUUUGGUUCUGGUUUUACUGCCUUUUGGGGCGCUGUACUGUUGCUUUAGGUCUUAAAUCGAAUUUUAAAUUAUAAAAAAGCAUUUAAACUAUGACUAUUUAGAAAGAACAUUGACGGAUGUGAGUUUGCCAAGAACUGUCCAUUGCAAUCUGGUGAUCUAGAUCUUCUUUUACCUUUGGAUUUGAGCAAGUAUUCAAAGAUCCUCAAGUUCUUGACUGGAAAUGUGAGUUUUUAAAUUAUAUUAGCAUAUUUUGAAAGUCAUAUUUUGUCAUUUUGAAAAUAUGUUACUAAAAAGUUAUUUUUGACAAUUUUACUUAACACGUUGAUCUGUCUUAGUUUAUUUGUUUGACCCAAAGAGUGUCUAUCAUACACAAUGUCUCAAAACAGUGCAUUUUAAGACCUAAUAACCUUAAUGACUAUAUAAUGCUGUUUACCAGAGUAUCAUAGAGUUCGGAACACGAGCAGUACGUAAGACCUUUUGGGACGGUCAACAUGAUUUUAAUUUGAGAAACGAAAACAAUGUGAUAAGGUUAAUCACUUAUUUUUGAAAUGUUACUGACAAGGGUUCGGUUAACACGGAACUUACUUAAACAUGUACAACUACUCGAAUAUCUUACAAUAAUGUCAAGGUUUUGUAUGUGUUAAUAGUGAUCACUAACUAGUAGUUUACUUUACCGGCUUUUAUCAAACCCUUACCAUCUUCUCUCACAUAGCAAAUUAUAUUAUAUAUCUUGUGUAGAAAGGGGAAUGUACAUAGAAAAACUGAGUCUAAUGUACAAUAAGUAUAAUAUAUUGAACCCAUUACCGUGCUCUACCGUAUCUUCAAUUAAGCUGUUUUGUAACUUAUUUUGGUUAAUGUAAAGAACCUAUAAAAACAGGCUGAUUACUCCUGUCUAUGUAUCAUAACAUCUUCCAAAGAAUGAUGUAUACGGAAAUGUACACCUGCAUAUGUGACAGUAAAUAACUAAAUAUACAUCAGUAAAUAGGGUAAUAAAUGUUGUUUUUAGAAGGCAUACCAACUCAAGAUCGUCAUGAAAGACGACAAGAACGAGAAUCGACCAAUAAGUUGUGUUAUGGCGCAAUUAAAGUUCUCUUCUUAA
Bursaphelenchus okinawaensis is the source of this 1889-nucleotide messenger RNA. The record is from the annotation of a GenBank genome assembly. NCBI's taxonomy places the organism in Eukaryota, Metazoa, Nematoda, Chromadorea, Rhabditida, Aphelenchoididae.